This is a messenger RNA of Paramuricea clavata, 417 nucleotides long. The record is from the annotation of a GenBank genome assembly. Lineage: Eukaryota; Metazoa; Cnidaria; Anthozoa; Malacalcyonacea; Plexauridae.
AUGGAGGAUAUAUAUCAAUCAAUAUCAAUGAACAAGAGGCUUAAGAAGCUUGACAAAUUAGACAUGAUCGAGGAAAGAAUCAAGGGGAUGGAAAGCAACCUUAAAGACGUCAAGCACUUGGUUGAAUAUGCUCAUGGUGAAAUUGAGGAUAUGAAAAAUGCGAACAGCCAGAAAGAAAAAACUGAGAGAGAAACAAUGGGACGGCUCGAAAAACUCGAGCAGAAAAUAUUGCAUUACAAAACAGCAUUUUCAAAAGGCGAUAGUAGUAAACCGUGUCCUAUAGUGGUGAAAUUUAAUCGCUACCAGCAAAGAGAAGAUGUGAGAGUGAAUGCACAUAAAUUAAAGGGUACAAAGAUAGGUAUAUCUGAACAAUUUCCCAAAGAAAUUGCAAAUGUAAGGAAAAAGCCUUUACCCUGA